AUGGAGGGCGACGUCGACGGCAUAAUGGAGUGUCCGCGAGGGAGCGACGAGCAGUCGCAACGAGCGCGGGAGAAAUGGGACGCUUGGAAACAGCAAAACGGCCUCUCCCGCACUGAAGCCAAACGCCGCUACAUCACCACCCUCAUCGACACCAUGCACAAAUACGCCUCGCCCUCGCCCGACUCCCGGGAACUAGUUGCCGAGCUCGAGUUUGUCUGGGACCAAGUCAAGUCAAACGUACCUUCCUCGUCGUCCUCGUCGCCCCUACGCACCGCCGACCACAUAACCCCCGGAUACACUUCACAGCACGAGCUAGGCCAAAGCGGGCGGGCAGCCAUGAACACCAGCGCCGACAUGGACCAAGACACGCCCGGCCAGAUGCGAGGGCAGGAACAGCGCGACAUACCCCUGCGCGUCAAAUCGCCCAUGUCGCAAUCCGAAGAAGAGCUCGAGGAAGAAGAAGCGGAAAUCGACCGCGGCGAAGUCUUUGUUGAUGCCCCAGACAGCCAAUACAACCCUACAUCCUACCCGGACGAUGACCAGCCCGAACUAGAAGACGCAGGUGUCCAGACCGAUCUCCAGCAAUUGAUAAGAGCGGAACCUAUACCCAUGCAAACACCCACGCCCGCCCCGCGAAAUAGAGGCAUGGGCGUGCUGGGGAAACCAAUACAGAUGAACAUACCGGGUCUCGGCGGAACACCAGCCGCCGGGAACGCCGCCACCGCAGCAGCAUCAAAAGAAUCUCCUAAGGAAUCCGCCGCAGACCAGAAGUGGAGAAAGCGUGUGGAGCAGUCAUUGAUGAAAAUGACGGCCGAAGUCGCAGCACUACGUGAACAGCUUGAGGCGAGGAGGUUGUUCGCACAUUCGGCGCAUUAUCGCUUGUUUAGAGGGAUAUGGAGGUGGGUGUGGGCUUGCCUCAAGCACGUGGCUGUUGAUGUGUUUAUAUUGGGUAUUGUGCUGCUUUGGAUGCGGAGGAAGAAGGAUAGGAGGUUGGAAGGCGCGAUAAGGGUUCUGCUGGGAGAUGCGGUGGCGCAGAUGCAAAGGGGUGGGGGAGCGGUGUUUGGCAGGGUUAGGAUACCGCUGCUACGAGGGGGCAGCAGGAAGCCAGUCACGGCGUCGUGAAUUGAAGGGGUACAAUGCGACAUGGCGCUUCAAAGUCUUUCUCUCUCUCUCUUCUCUUGCGUACCGAACCUCUCAGUCCAUGUUCCCUACGUCUCUCAUCCUUAGCACCUUCUCUUUUCGACCUUCCCAUUCCCCAAGCUUCUCUGGGAAACAUUGCCUAACCAACACUUCCCCAUAUCCCUCCAACCUGGUUUCCACCUCCCUCAAUGCCCCGACAACACCACUCUUCCCUACAAUCACGUCCACAGACUCGAACUUCAUGCCUCCUACCGUUGGCUCCCUCGGUAAAGCAGCAAUAGCCACGUUACUAAUGGUACCACAGAACAUGAUUGCUAGCAUGCCUACCGCUGCGACAUCCGAGAGUUGCGUGCAAAGAAGUGCUUGACU
This is a messenger RNA of Alternaria alternata, 1509 nucleotides long. RefSeq lists its product as hypothetical. Gene Ontology annotation, biological process: fatty acid metabolic process. The coding region runs from base 1 to 1122 and encodes 373 amino acids. Lineage: Eukaryota; Fungi; Ascomycota; Dothideomycetes; Pleosporales; Pleosporaceae. The record is from RefSeq and is a predicted model, not a curated record. The transcript is spliced from 4 exons. Gene Ontology annotation, molecular function: fatty-acyl-CoA binding.